Molecule: messenger RNA, 1800 nt
Organism: Phyllotreta striolata
Lineage: Eukaryota; Metazoa; Arthropoda; Insecta; Coleoptera; Chrysomelidae
Source: the annotation of a GenBank genome assembly
GUAUACAGCGUUUGACAGUGACACUUUGACGUCUUAUUUAUUUGUAUUUCUAAAAUGCGUCAUUGUUGCGAAUUUAUUUUAAACCAAAAAUAAAACUUUAUCGAUUUAAAGUGAUAAAAUCUGCUACCAGUUAAUUUCUUGCUAAUCACAAUACACCAAUUUUACAUUCCAUGGGAUAAGCAAGUUUUCUAAAGUGUAAUUAAAGUACUGUAGACAAAAAGGGAAUAAGCAUGGAUGAAGACAUUCUCACUACAUUAAAAAUAUUAAUAAUAGGUGAAAGCGGCGUAGGAAAGUCCAGCCUGCUGUUGAGAUUCACCGAAGACAAUUUCGAUCCCGAACAAACGUUGACAAUCGGUGUAGAUUUCAAAACGAAGAAGCUAAACAUCGAUGGCAGUUUAGUGAAAUUAGCGAUAUGGGACACGGCCGGACAGGAGCGAUUUAGAACACUAACGCCCUCGUAUUACAGGGACGCGCAAGGAGCCAUACUGGUGUUCGAUGUUAGUAGUUACGCCACAUUUGCCAAACUGGAGAUGUGGCUGAACGAGCUCGAAACGUAUUCAACGAAAAACGACAUUGUCAAAAUGGUUGUAGGAAAUAAAAUCGACGUGGAUAAACGUGAGGUUUCCAGGGAGGAGGCCAUGAGAUUCGCUAAGAGGCAUCAUACUUUAUACAUUGAAGCUAGUGCUAAAACUAAAGAUGGAGUUCAAGCGGCGUUCGAAGAAUUAGUGCACAAGAUAAUUCAAACGCCAAAUUUAUGGGAAUCGUACGCAUUAAAUAACAUCCAUCUGGGUAGUAAGGACCAUCCGAAUCAGUCUUCGUGCGCCGGUUACUGCAGUUUAGUGUAAUUUAAUUUAAACGAUUAUCUUUUAAAACACGGUUACAGAAUAUUAAUGAAACAACAGAUUAAUGAAAUAAGAAUAUUAAUGAAAUAAAAACACUUUAAACAAUCGAUUUCAUAAAUAUAAUCACUUCUAAUUUAAUUCUAGUCAUUUUAGUCUAUAUGAAACUGUUAAAGUGUCGUUUGUGAACAAUCUCCUCACUUUUAUUAAAAAUUAACAUCAUUUCUGUUCAUUUUAUACUCAAAUUACUUUGAGCAACAAUCUUUUUUAAUUUAUUAAUAAUUUAUCUAAUGUAAUAGGUUUUUUUGGGUAAUAUUGGGAAUAAUGUUGGGAUUAAUAGCACCAGUAAAACAUUCAAAAAAAUAUAUAACUAAAGCUUUUUAAUGUGCAAUAUGGGGGGAAAGUAAAUCUAAUUAAUAGGCACCUAAAAUAGUUUGUACUGUAAGUAAAUAUUUAAUAUAUUUUAUAGAAAUGUAUCCUCAUUAUUAUAAUUUUUAUUGGUAUUCGCUUUUAUUGAUAAAAUAUUUAUAUCAAAAAUCUAAAUAAAAUUCUUUCAAACAUGCCUCAGUUAUUUAAAUAGCUGAGCUUUUGUAAACUUAACACAUUUAUCUUCAUUUUCAGAACUGCCAACAUUCAAGUUUUCUCUUUUUCUUUCGUUUGCAAUCUCGAAGUUACGUCCUUUUUUCGUUGGGCUAGUUUCAAUUUAGUCUCUUGUACAGAUUCGCAUUCGGGCGCAUAGCAUAUAUGCAAAAUUCCCCCAUAGAAAGACCUCCCGUCCAACAAUCUCUUGGCUAUCCUGGCGGACUGGAUCCUCUGAUAUCGAACAUGGUAGCAUUCCGUAAAUAUUUCCGUCUCGACAUCCGAUACCACAGAUAUCGAAAGCACUUGCCCAUAUUUAGCGCAAAGCCGCCUCAAUUCGUUUCGUAAGUUUAUCGACGGUACUCCGUAAACGUAAAAAUGC